ACUUAUGGCGGAUAAAGAACAACUAGUGAAGAAGAGCCAAGAUAAACAUGAAGAAUCCCAAGACAUAAAGAUAAUUAUCAAUGAUAAUCAAGGAGGAGUAGAAUUAGAUGCAGUGGCUGCCACGUCAGGAGGGGGAGAAGGGAAACCUAACGUGUCGUGUACACAGGAUGAUACAAAGUGGUUAGAGUGUGUUGAAGAAAGGUUUACGAAGAAAGUCGACGAACAUGGCAGAAUACAAUUUGAUGAUUUCCAAGAUGUCCUUGGAGUCAGAGAGUCUUUCUUCGGUGACCGGUUUUUCAGUUUGUUUGACACGGAUAAGAAGGGCAGUAUAGAAAUCAGCGUACUGAUGGACGGACUCCGGACACUGACCAAAGGAUCACCACUCCAGAAACUCAAAUUUGUCUUCGAUGUCUAUGAUAUUGAUGGAUCUGGAGAAAUCGAGCGCGAUGAGCUGAGGACGAUUCUAACGACGUGUAUGGAGGAGAGCUCUCUCUAUUUUGGGGAGGAACAUUUGAAUGAACUGACAGACGUCAUGUUUGAAGCCGCAGACAAAACCGGAAGUGACAGCAUCACAUUCGACGAUUUGAGAAAAGCUAUAGAAAAACAUCCGAACAUGAUAGAAACUUUGACUUUGAGUGCAACACAAUGGUUCGGGUUGGCAGCGCCAUCAAAGAAAAAGGAAAAAGACUGGAGACAUAAGUUCACGUGGAAGUACUUCCGAAACAAUUUGCGGAAGAUAAUGUUUGUGAUCAUUUAUAUCCUGAUAAAUGUUGGAAUUACGAUCUAUACCGUAUUAGAGGUUCUGGAAUCGGCAUCUAGUGAUGCAUUCCUCAUUAUCUUCAGAAUGGCCGCUGGUAUCUUUGGAAUGCUUCUAAACUUCAAUUGCAUGCUGGUCCUAAUUCUGGUUCUUCGGAAAUGCCACACACUGAUAAGAUCCACGCCCCUGGCUGCAAUACUUCCUCUGGAUCAGCACAUUUCUUUUCACAAAAUGGUUGGAGCUGUUAUAGGCGCAUGCGCCUUAUUCCAUACUGCUGGAGCAAUAGGGACCGCAAUUGUCAAAUCUCAAAUGCCCUCGAAUAAUAAUACCAUUGUGACAAUAUUGUUUACAACGAAGAUACCUAUGGGCUUGAUACCAGGAACAGCCUAUAUCACGGGAUGGGCGCUCAUUGUAGUUUUGACUGUUAUGAUCAUUUGCUCUCUUCCGUUUGUGAGGAAAGGUGGCCAUUUUGAGGUUUUCUAUUGGACGCACAUGUUGUAUAUUCCGUUCUGGACCCUCCUAAUUAUUCAUUCUCCGACAUUCUGGUACUACUUCAUUAUGCCCGGGGUCUUAUUUAUUAUCGAGAAGAUCAUUGGCUCCAAACUUUUCAAGAGAGCUCGAUAUGGACGGACAUUUAUCACAGAAGUUUGUCUUUUGCCAUCUGGGGUUUGUCAUUUGGUUAUUUCUCGUCCUGACAACUUCCGUUUUGAGCCUGGGGACUACAUUUUUCUACAAAUCCCGGCUAUUGCGCAGUUUGAAUGGCAUCCCUUUACCAUUAGUAGUGCUCCUGAAAUGAAAGGUCACAUCUGGAUUCACGUUCGUUCGUUAGGCCACUGGACAAAACAACUGUACGAAUAUUUCUCUGCAUUGGAUCCAAUUAAAGAAAAGCCUGAUCCAAAUGUCAUGAAGCGGAGGACACUAGCAGUUAGCCAGGCUAGAGCUUCCUGGUGGCCAAAUAAACGACAAUCACAAUACAGACCGAAAGACAAGGAGGAGCUGAAAGCAGAGAAAAGAAUGGCACAGGUUAUGAAAAAGGUUCAUGUUAGGUGUUACAUUGACGGUCCAUAUGGCACAGCAACAAGGGAGAUCUUUGAGACAGAACAUGCCGUGUUGAUUGGGGCCGGUAUUGGAGUGACUCCAAUGGCUUCUAUUCUUCAGAGCAUUAUGUACCGAUACAAAGAAUCCAAGCGAACCUGUCCAAAAUGUCACUACAGCUUCUAUGGUGUAAUUCCUGAAUCUGCAAUGAACCUGAAGAAGGUGAAUUUCAUCUGGAUAAAUCGGGAUCAGAAAAGUUUUGAGUGGUUUGUAGGGCUCCUUAAUAAAAUUGAAAAAGAGCAAAUCGACGUGGCUUUCGAGAAGGGCAAAGAAAUGGAGAAAGUGAUUGAUAUUCAGCUCUAUUUGACAGCUGCCAAGAAAAAGAGUGAUAUCAGAGGGGCGGGGCUUCAGAUGGCCCUAAGUAUAAUACAUAGGAGAGACAAGAAAGACCUGAUCACAGGAUUAUCGACACGAACACAGGCUGGACGCCCAAACUGGAAUGAGGUAUUUGGGAAGAUUUCACAAGAGAGGAAGGGGAAUGUCAAGGUCUUUUUCUGUGGGCCUCCGCAACUGGGAGGAAUGGUUAAGAAAAAGUGCAUGACGUUUGGUUUCAAAUUCCGAAAAGAAAACUUCUAAAGCUUC
This is a messenger RNA of Saccostrea echinata, 2434 nucleotides long. Its product is annotated as NADPH oxidase 5-like. Gene Ontology annotation, molecular function: calcium ion binding; superoxide-generating NAD(P)H oxidase activity. Gene Ontology annotation, biological process: superoxide anion generation; defense response. Gene Ontology annotation, cellular component: NADPH oxidase complex; plasma membrane. Bases 5 to 2428 code for a protein of 807 amino acids. NCBI's taxonomy places the organism in Eukaryota, Metazoa, Mollusca, Bivalvia, Ostreida, Ostreidae. The record is from RefSeq and is a predicted model, not a curated record. The transcript is spliced from 15 exons.